Messenger RNA from Lindgomyces ingoldianus, 885 nucleotides. RefSeq names its product DUF239-domain-containing protein. The transcript is spliced from 2 exons. NCBI's taxonomy places the organism in Eukaryota, Fungi, Ascomycota, Dothideomycetes, Pleosporales, Lindgomycetaceae. Bases 1 to 885 code for a protein of 294 amino acids. The record is from RefSeq and is a predicted model, not a curated record.
AUGUCGUUGUUAAAUCAAAAUACUACACGAACCAAGUCUCUGCCUGAUGAUCUAGAGCAGAGGGGUGAUCUUGGGACGGAAGCGGUUGGGGAUCACUGGUAUGCAUCUUCUGCACAGCGGGUUAAUAAUCGCGGUGGUUCGGCGUCAUAUUCGCUCUACAAGGCUUGGACGCAAUCGAGUGGGGACUUUUCACUGCUGCAGACUGCGGUGAUAAGAUCUAAUGUACCGAAACCCGGAGAUAAUUCAAACCUAGUUUCGCAGACUGUGGAGGCUGGAUGGAUUAAUUAUCCAGCGCAGGUUUCUGCACCCCAUCUCUUCACCUACUUCACGACAGACGGCUAUGCCUCCACUGCCAACAACAAAGGCGGCUGGAACCGCGAAGUCGCUGGCUGGAUCCAAUACGAUUCUCAGAUUUACCCUGGCACGUCUUUUGCGCCGCUUUCUACGCGUGGAGGUACACAGUACGACAUCAAAAUCCAGUGGCUGCUCUCCAAUGGGAAUUGGUGGCUCUUCGUGCUCGACCGGUGGAUUGGGUAUUAUCCUGCUUCCCUGUUCGGCGCUGGCACAGACCCAAAUAAAUCCCUGCAAACGGAGUCGAGCCAGAUCUUUUACUAUGGUGAGAUCUUUGACAACCAUCCCCAGCUCACGACGACGGAUAUGGGAUCAGGGAAUUGGCCUGAAGCGGGGUGGCAGCAAAGUGCAUAUAUCCGUAAUAUGGUGUAUACAGACACAAGCGGCGUAGAUCAGAGGUAUGAUGGAAGUGGGAGCAUUGUAGUGAGUGAUAGUAAUAGGUAUCGGAUGGAUGCGGAAUAUCAGAGUCAGACUAGUUGGGGAAGUUAUAUGUAUCUUGGAGGGCCGGGUGCGGGGGGCGUAAUUGAUGGGUAA